Messenger RNA from Neogale vison (American mink), 3303 nucleotides. It is a transcript of the gene ZNF362, whose product is annotated as zinc finger protein 362. The coding region runs from base 360 to 1610 and encodes 416 amino acids. Gene Ontology annotation, biological process: regulation of transcription by RNA polymerase II; central nervous system development. The record is from RefSeq and is a predicted model, not a curated record. Lineage: Eukaryota; Metazoa; Chordata; Mammalia; Carnivora; Mustelidae. The transcript has 9 exons. Gene Ontology annotation, cellular component: nucleus. Gene Ontology annotation, molecular function: DNA-binding transcription factor activity, RNA polymerase II-specific; RNA polymerase II cis-regulatory region sequence-specific DNA binding.
GGAGCCGGGCGCCUGGCGCGGGGGCUCGCCGAGCGCACGGGGGGCCGCGCGGCGCUGCAGACCCAGCCUCCCGCCGCCGCCGCCGCCGCCGCCGCCUCGGCGCUUGCAGAACCCAGAAGUGAACAGCAGGCGACCCGGAAGGUUUGCGCGCGGCUCCGCACCGAGCCGGAGCCCGAGCCGGAGCCCGGAGCCGGAGCCCCAGCCCGGCCCUGCAAGGGCCGCCGGGCGCGGGGCUGCGGCCGCGUCCCGAAGCCGCCGCCAGCACAGCCAGGUGCUGUUGGGAACACAGAGGAAGUGACUGACUGGGGGUUCAGGGAAAGCUCCGUAGAAGAGGGAACACUUGAGCUGGGUCUUGAAGGAUGAGUAGAAGUUCACCAAGUGGGAAAGGACACUCUAGGAUGGCCGAGCCUCGAUUUAACAACCCCUACUUCUGGCCCCCUCCUCCCACCAUGCCCAGCCAGCUGGACAACCUGGUCCUGAUUAACAAGAUCAAGGAGCAGCUGAUGGCGGAGAAGAUCCGGCCGCCCCACCUGCCGCCCACGUCGGCCUCCUCGCAGCAGCCGCUGCUGGUGCCGCCGGCCCCGGCCGAGAGCAGCCAGGCCGUCAUGUCGCUGCCCAAGCUGCAGCAGGUGCCGGGGCUGCACCCGCAGGCUGUGCCGCAGCCCGACGUGGCGCUGCACGCGCGGCCGGCCACCAGCACCGUCACAGGUCUGGGGCUCUCCUCCCGAACCCCGGCUGUGAGCACGUCGGAGUCGAGUGCGGGCACGGGUACCAGCACCCCGUCCACACCCACCACCACCAGCCAGAGCCGCCUCAUCGCCUCGUCCCCCACCCUCAUCUCAGGGAUCACCAGCCCCCCCCUCCUGGACUCCAUCAAGACAAUCCAGGGCCACGGCCUGCUUGGCCCCCCUAAGUCCGAGCGCGGCCGCAAAAAGAUCAAGGCAGAGAACCCAGGGGGGCCGCCUGUCCUCGUAGUUCCCUACCCCAUUCUGGCCUCGGGCGAGACUGCCAAGGAGGGCAAGACAUACAGGUGUAAGGUGUGCCCGCUGACCUUUUUCACCAAGUCUGAGAUGCAGAUUCACUCCAAGUCGCACACCGAGGCCAAGCCCCACAAGUGCCCGCACUGCUCCAAGUCCUUUGCCAACGCCUCCUACCUGGCCCAGCACUUGCGCAUUCACCUGGGCGUGAAGCCCUACCACUGCUCCUACUGUGAUAAGUCCUUCCGACAGCUCUCCCACCUCCAGCAGCACACCAGAAUCCACACAGGCGACAGACCCUACAAGUGCCCACAUCCUGGCUGCGAAAAGGCUUUCACUCAGCUCUCCAACCUCCAGUCUCACCAGCGCCAGCACAACAAGGACAAGCCCUACAAGUGUCCCAACUGCUACCGGGCCUACUCAGACUCCGCCUCCCUGCAGAUCCACCUCUCGGCCCACGCCAUCAAGCACGCCAAGGCCUACUGCUGCAGCAUGUGCGGGCGGGCCUACACCUCGGAGACCUACCUGAUGAAGCACAUGUCCAAACACACGGUGGUGGAGCACCUGGUGAGCCACCACUCGCCCCAGAGGACGGAGUCCCCCGGCAUCCCGGUGCGAAUCUCCCUCAUCUGAGCCGACCCAAGGCGCCGCCCCACCCUGCCCACUGGCAGACACAGACCCAGGCAGCACCAGGCCCCAACUUCCUCCAGGGGCCCUCCAGGAACAGCCGAGCUCUCUCAUGACCUUCCUGACCUUCCAGAAAGCCUGGGCUGCAGAAGCCCUGCCCGGUCCAGCUCCGGGGGCGGCCAGGCCAACUGCAAGAUUCUGGACUGUUUUGGUGGCAUCCAAAGACGAUCUCAGAGCACUUUGAACCUCUCUGUUGGGUUUCUUUUUGUUCCCCACCCUCCACUUGCUUCACUGUUUUUUUUUUUUUUUUUUUUUAAGUUUGUUUUGGAAAUAACAAAAAAGAUAUUUAUUGGCCAAGAAGUUGGUGCUGCUAAGACCGAGAAAUUAAAAGAAUCGGACAGAUGGACACAGAGAACCAGAGGGCAACGUGGGACCUUCUCUUGCCACAGCCUCAGGUCUUGAGGGAAGGCUCAGGCCUGGGUUUCUGGACUGCAAAGGGGACCCUCAGGUGGGAGGGGACAGGAGGCAGCUGGAGUGAGCCACUCACCCCUGGGUGCCCCACUCACACCUCUCGAGCUACGCCCUGGGCAUUACUGAGCAGAGGGAUGCGGCAGCUCCCAACGCUGCCCAGGCUUCAGGAGGCAAAAUGAGAGAGGGGCCGGGAGAUCUGCAGGACCAAAGGGUGCAGCGUUGGACUGGGCUGGGCGCAGGCCCAGGGAAAUGGGGUGAGGGUGGGCUGGGUAAGACCCGGCCCUCCACUGCCCUGAAGACCACCCCAGUCUACCUCGGUGCUGGCCAGGAAACCUAUUGGCUACCUCUCCCACCAACCCAGACUGUGGGCAGGGGGGUGGGGAGGGAGUGGGCCUGGGCUUAGGACCACCCCCCUCCAGAAUUUCCUCCAGAUGGGGCAGUGCCCAGGGAGGGGUUAUUUGUCUUCCCUGUUACGGAGGGGGAAUCCCCAGUCCAGGCCCUAGGUCCCUCAGCAGGGAAGGGAUCCUCGGGGAGGAGGGUCCCAGGAGCAGACCCUGCCCUCAGCCCCCACAGACACACCCCAAUCUGAAAGCCAUGCGUGUCCGUGUAAAUAGGAACUAUGUACAGAGCCCGGAGAAGCCCCCCUUCAUCCCCCGGGGGAAAAAAAAAAAAAAGAAAACUAGACAGAAACUCAUCUAUAUAUUCUGUAUCUGGAGUUCCGUUUUGAAUAUUAACUGUGUUAUUUUUAUACACUUUUUAAGCCUUAACUCGCCAUUGAUUUACCAGUUUAACGUUUCCUGGGUUUUUUUUCCCCCCACGGGGUUCUCUGCCCCCUUGUUUGACUUGCGUCGUCUGAUAACUCAGUAUUGUAGCUUUUUGUCCGCAUGUUACUACCCUGUAAAUACGCUGUUAUACAUACUGUUAACACCCCAUUUGCUUUUUUCUAUGGGACCUCCAGGCCACCAUAUUUAGAACUAGUUACCUUAUUAAAAAAGAGAAAACAGUCUGUUGGCUUCUCAGUCUGCAUCUUGGUGGCAGGGAGGCAAGGGCAAGUGCCCCUCAGUGCUUCAGGAAACAAGUUUGCAUUAGAUUUAAGAAAGGGGGUGGGGAGCAAAGUAAAAAUCGAAUGUGGGGGAAGACACUAAACGGGGCAAGAAACAAAGGAAUUCCAAACCCUCUGCUCUUUGUAUUUCUCUGUUGUGAAGAAUAAACUGUACCCGCAGCCGGG